UAGACAUGGUAUGAUUUGUACUGGGUAUUAUUUUCUGUAUUUAAAUAUAUAACUAUGGUCAGAAAUAAGUUGCUGUUAUAUAUAGGCAUAUACAGGUAGUCCUCAAUUUAUGACCACAAUUGAUCCCAAAAUUUAUGUUGCUAAGUAAGAAAUUUUCUUAACUGAGUUUUGCCCCAAUUUAUGACUUUUCUUGCCAAGUUUCUUAAGUGAAUCACUGCAGUUGUUAAAUUAGUAACAUGGUUGUUAAGUGAAUCUGGCUUCCCCAUUGACUUUGCUUGUCAGAAAAUCACCAUUAGUAUCGCUCUAUUAACCCUUAUUGUAAAACUUCAUACCGAAGAAGGCAAAAUAUUAGUUAUGCACUGUCAAGAAGUUACAGGUCUUGUAGGCUUUAGGAGUAAAUAAAUCAAGAAUUUUCUGACAAUUUUUUUUUCCAACAAUGCAUGAAGAUUAAAGCAGAGGCAGUAAAUUUUGGCAGGUACCCAUAGGUGUUCUGAUGGAAGCUGACAUAAAUGCUCAAAGACAUUUUCAACCAGAGCUCUAUAUAAGUCUUGGGAAAUGAAUAAAUGAACAAAUGAAUGAGUGAAGUUUAUCAGAGUAGGCCUGUAACAUGGGUUACAAUUUUACACUUGACAAAGUUUUAUUAGUUUGGCACUUCUCCAAGCUUAAAAUGUGCCAGCAGGUAUCAAAUGGCAGGAUUUCUCUGUUUUGUUUUGUUUUAAGCCUAUGGGAUGUAUGUGGGACGUCAUUCCUGAUAAUGUAUAGAAAAUAGAUGGCAUUUUGGUGGGCUAAUUUUUUUUCGGAUCAGACUUGCCAAUUCCACAAUGUGGAAAACUUAACUCAUAGGCUGACUUUAAUAUUUAACGAGACUGCAGGGUGUUCUUGACAAACCUAACCAUAUAGAGCAAACCAUGUCAUUUGUAGGAAGAAAACCCUUAUCAUUCCUGAUAUUAAUUUAGUUACGCUGAUUAGUGACCUGGAUUUCAAGAAGACAAGUAACCUUGAAUACCUGGUAGGAGCUGACAGCUGUAUAAGAAGGAAAAUAGAACGAGCGUUUGAUCUAUCGUGCUCAAGCUUAUAAAAUAAUAUCAGGAAGAUUGACGUAGUCCUACAUCUUUCUCAGAUGAUUGGAUGGGAGGAAUUUUUGACCUUGGAAAUUGGAGAUGAUGUUGCUAUGGAAACUCGUAUUUCUGCUUUCGUUCUUAAGCUGUUUUGCAGAUGAACAAAUUCAUCAUGGUCCUGUUUUUAUUCAAGAGCCAUCUGAUGUCAUACAUUCAGAGAAUUCAGAAAAAUCAGAAGUGCUUUUGAAUUGUACAGCAAAAGGUUCUCCCUUGCUACGGUAUCGGUGGAAGCAAAAUGGCACAGAUAUUGAUCUUAGCAUGAGUUAUCACUACAGGCUGGUUGGAGGCAGCUUGGCAAUCAAUAAUCCACAUAAGAAACAGGAUAUUGGAACAUACCAGUGUUUGGUCACAAAUUCAUUUGGAACGAUUCUGAGCAGGAAAGCAAAGCUUCAGUUUGCAUGUGCCAAUUGUCUUGUGGAAAUCAUCAUCAUCAUCAACAUCAUCAUCUGUAUAUUUUAUUCCUGCCUUCUUCUGAAAAUUACAAGAGAUCUUGAAAACUUUGAAACUAAAGCAAGAAGUGCUGUAUCAGUCAGAGAGGGACAAGGAGUCGUUCUAUUCUGUGCAUCUCCACCACACUAUGGAGAUUUAUCAUUCGCUUGGAUUUUCAACAAUAAUCCCUUAUAUGUUCAGGAAGAUGAUCAUCGGUUUGUCUCUCAAGAAACAGGAAAUCUAUAUAUUGCCAAAGUGGAAGCAUCUGAUGUGGGUAUCUACACUUGUGUAGUAUCAAACAGAGAAAUAAAACAAAGUGUUCAGGGGCCAGUGACACCACUUGUGCUUCGGAGUGAUGCAGGUGUGAUGGGGGAAUAUGAGCCAAAAAUUGAAGUGCGUUUUCCAGAGACUAUACGGGCAGCAAAAGGCACAUCCGUUCGGCUGGAAUGUUUUGCCCUUGGAAAUCCUGUUCCCAAUAUCACUUGGAAGAGAUCUGAUGGUAUUCCAUUAGCCAGAAAAAUCAGCACAUCUAAAGGAAUCCUUGAAAUCCCAGAUUUUCAGCAGGAAGAUGAAGGUUUUUAUGAAUGUAUUGCAAGAAAUGUACAGGGAAGCAAUAUUGCACGGGGCCAUCUGUUUACAUAUGCUGUUCCAGAAUGGAACAAAAACAUUGAGAAUACACAACUGUCUCUUUAUGAAACUUUAGUUUGGGAAUGUGAAGCAACUGGCAAACCAAAACCUUCAUAUAAUUGGUUUAAAAAUGGUAAACCACUUACAUCAGAGGAAAGAAUUCAAAUUGAAAAUGGCACUCUUACUAUAAGUAUGCUGAACAUGUCAGAUUCUGGUCUCUAUCAGUGUGUUGCAGAAAACAAUUAUGAUUCCAUUUAUUCCAAUGCUGAGCUAAGAGUCCUGGCUUCAGCUCCUGAUUUUUCUAAACAUCCCAUGAAAAAAACAUCAGUUGUCCAUGUGGGAGGUGAAGUAACUAUUGGAUGCAAACCCAGUGCCUCUCCCAAGGCUGUUAUUAAUUGGGAAAAAGGCACUGAACCUCUACAGCAAGGUAAAAGAAUCUUUAUCUUAGAAGAUAACAGUCUGAAGAUAUAUAAUAUUACCAAAUCUGAUGCAGGUGUAUACAGCUGCAUAGCAAUGAAUCAAUUUGGAGUUGCGAGAAAUUCAGGAAACCUGAUUGUGAAAGAAAAAACUGUCAUCGUUAACCCUCCUUGUGACAUUGAUGUUAUCGUUGGAGAAAGUGUAGUUCUGCCUUGUCAAGUAUCCAAAGACCCAUCCAUUGAGGUUGUUUUCUCAUGGUCAUUCAAUGGAGAUCUUAUCGAUUUUAAAAGAAGAAUGACCCAUUUUGAAAGAGCUGGAGGUGAUUCUGUAGGGGAUCUUAUGAUAAGAAAUAUUCAGCUAAAUCAUGCUGGAAAAUACAUGUGCACUGUGCAAACAUUGAUGGACACUCUAUCAGCAUCAGCAGAAAUAAUUGUAAGAGGCAUUCCUGGCCCACCAAAAGAGGUUACUAUUGAAUACGUAUCUAGUACAACUGCAGUGCUGAAUUGGAAAUCAGGAGCAGAAAACAACAGUCCUGUCCAUACCUACACAGUUCAGACAAGGACCCCUUUUUCAGUUGGAUGGCAAGCUGUUUUAACAGUUCCUGAAGUCAUUAAUGGAAAGACCCGCACAGCUACAGUGGUUGAUCUAAAUCCCUGGGUUGAAUAUGAGUUUCGAGUUGUAGCUGCCAACAAUAUUGGAAUUGGGGAACCAAGUACACCAUCGGAGCUACUAAGAACUAAAGCAUCUAUUCCCACAGUGGCACCCACAAAUGUGAGCGGAGGUGGAGGAAGCCGAUCUGAACUUGUCAUCACGUGGGAGUCCAUUCCUGAAGAACUACAAAAUGGGGAAGGAUUUGGAUACCUUAUUAUGUUUCGGCCCCUUGGCUCCUUCAGCUGGACUAAAGCCGUGGUGACUUCAGUGGAGGCAUCGAAAUAUAUCUACAGAAAUGAAAGCAUCCCAUCAUUAUUUCCCUUUGAAGUAAAAGUGGGUGUGUUUAAUCAUGAAGGAGUAGGCACCCUCAGCCCAGUAUUUCUUGUGUAUUCUGGAGAGGACGAGCCUCAGAUAGCCCCGACUGGCAUUUCAGUACAAAGUGUCUCAUCUUUUGAAAUGGAAGUAUCUUGGAACCCUCUUGUAUGGACCAGACAUACUGGAAGGAUUCUUGGCUAUGAGGUCUUAUAUUGGAUGAAUGAUUCCAGAGACUCAACAACUGGGAAAAUAAGAGUCAAUGGCAAUGUAACAACAAAAAACAUUACCAGUCUUAAGGCCAAUACUAUGUACUUUGCCACAGUGAGGGCUUACAACACAGCUGGAACUGGUCCAUCCAGUGUUCUGGUAAAUGUGACUACAAAAAAACCACCUCCAAGUCAGCACCCAAUAAACAUAGUCUGGCGACUGACCAAUUCAAAAAUAUGCUUGAACUGGGACCAUGUGAAAACAAUGGCAAAUGAGUCCGAUGUCCUAGGCUAUAAAAUUUUGUAUAGGCAAAAUCAACAGAGCACCACUCAUAUCUUAAAGACAAACAUUACAUCCGCUGAACUGCUAGUACCUUUGGAAGAUGAUUACCUCAUUGAAAUAAAAGCUGUAAGUGAAGGGGGAGAUGGAAGCAGCAGUGAAGAAAUUCGAAUUCCAACCCACUCAACAAUAUUUGGAUCAGCAGGAGAAAAAAAAACAUACAAGGGACAUGAAUUUUAUUCCAACGCUAUAAUUCAACAAACAAUAAUAUUAGUGGGAAAGGUUUUGUAUGGAAAACUGUGAGACCAGACUACUAAAUGUACGUUAUCAAGAAAUUAAAAAAUAUUUGCAAAAGGAUAGAAACCUACAUUUUUUUAGAAUAUAA
Messenger RNA from Pantherophis guttatus, 4428 nucleotides. RefSeq names its product contactin 6 (gene CNTN6). Gene Ontology annotation, cellular component: plasma membrane; axon. The record is from RefSeq and is a predicted model, not a curated record. Lineage: Eukaryota; Metazoa; Chordata; Lepidosauria; Squamata; Colubridae. Gene Ontology annotation, molecular function: cell-cell adhesion mediator activity. Gene Ontology annotation, biological process: brain development; axon guidance; cell-cell adhesion.